UAGUUGGAGUCCCCGUCGCGCUUAGACGCCUUGAGGAAGGACAAUCGCUUUGAAAGGAAUGGAAUGUGGACGGUGCCCGCGCGCUCUUCCCAGCAUCCUCCUGGCAGCCCCGCGCGGUGCCAGGUGCAAACGGCAGCGCCAUCCUUGCCUCAUCAAUCCGCCAGAACCUGGCUACGACCGUCUAUCUCGGCUCCUUCAUCCGCCACUGUCUGUUUGCGCCACAGAAACAAAGAUAAAGUCUGCUUCUGGAUCAACAAUGUGCCAACAGCCAUAUCGCCACACAACCCUAUCCCAGACACUGCAGCCUCUUGCUAUUGAACCUCUGCUCUUAAAGCAACCCCAGAAUCUUCAGUCUACCUCAUCUGCAAUGAUGCCACCAGCCUCCCAGUUGUUACCUGCACAGAUGUUUAAACCAUCUCAGUCAGAGCUUGUUCUGCUACCUCAAGAAAAAGUACCAUCCUUUGAUGCAGACCAAGAUCCCGUUUUAGCAGAUCUCUGUAGGCCACUACUUUGUAAAUUGUGCAAUGUAUCCUUGAAUUCAACACAGCAAGCACAGGCACAUUACCAGGGUAAAAACCACUCAAAGAAACUUCGAAAUUAUUAUGCUGGGCAUCAGUGUGUGGCUGCUCCCAAAGCGACUCAUUUUGUAGAUCAGCCAGGCACACAACUUCAUCCACCGGCAUCCCAGUCAGGGUCCCCCAAGACAGCAGGUCGUGUGAUAAUGGCUACAGCAAAUGAUUACUGCAAACUCUGUGAUGCCUCUUUUAGCUCCCCGGCUGUGGCACAGGCACAUUAUCAAGGAAAGAACCAUGCCAAGAGACUGCGACUAGCAGAGGCCCAGAAAUCCAAUUCACUUUCAGCAGCAACAGAGCUCACAAAGAGAAGACAAAGGAAAGAAGGGAAUGAAUUUAAAAUUGUGCCAAAUCGUCGCAAUCUAUAUGGAGUUCAAAAUACACUAGGUCCUUACUUUAAUCCACGUUCCCGUCAGCGGAUUCCACGUGACCUAGCAAUGUGUGUAACACCAAGUGGACAGUUCUACUGUUCAAUGUGCAAUAUUGGUGCCAUUGAAGAACAAGAAUUUCGUCUUCACCUUGAAAGCAAAUUGCAUAAGAGCAAGGUGUCAGAGCAGCGGUACCGUAAUGAGAUGGAAAAUCUUGGCUAUGCAUGAAGCCUCGGAAAUAAGUGCAUCUUGAAACUACAAGAGAAUGGUUAUAAUUGUUAAUGAUACAUUCACAAUUUCUGUAUAGAAAGUUUGAAGACUUAAAGAAAAAAAUCAUAGAAUCCAUUGUUUUUUAAAAUUGUACAGAAGUUAAUCGUUUAAUGUCAAAAUGUACUUUGUAUUCUCUUAAUAUUUUAAUUUAAUGUUUAAUUUAAUGUUACUUUGUGUGUAUAGGAAAUUUCAGUUUGUUGCUAAAAUUUGUCCUUUAAAGGGAUGUUUGUGUAACUGGUCACAUGUUGCUUUUGCAGAUGAUUUGGAAGCAUUUAAUUGGUUUAAUAUUUGUUUUUCUCACACAAUAUUUUCUAACAAAAUGUUCAACUCUUGUGGAAUUUUAAUGUAAUUCUAAUUAGUCUCUUUAAUAUUCAACUUUUUUUGAUUCACAGUCUAUAAUGGUCAUCUGAAAUUGAUCCAGAAGGUGAUAUACUAAUAAAUGUUCAACUCUGAAUCAUUCAUUUAUUGUUGAAUGACCUUUGUGUAGAGAGUUUCACCAUCAGGCUCCCUAUAGAAAAAAUAAUCAGAUACAAAAAGUACAAUAAUUUGUUAAUACUGUUUGUUCUGCCUCCUGAGAUUUUUGUUUAAAAAAUAUGUAAAUGACACCAUUGUUGAAGAGUUGAUCAGCUUGAUGAUGUGAUGUUGCUAAAUUAACAAAAUUGAAGCAUCCCUGGGCUUAUGUUUACAAUUAUACAUAUAUAUUAAUUAAAUAUAUAUAUAUAGAUAUAUAUAAAUAUAUAGGGCUCAGUAUUUAGCCACUAAUGGCAUCAUCAGCAUGCAUGCACUGUUUCACAGUCAACAUCAGAAAAAUUAUAGGAUGUUAAUGUUGUUCUUGUGAAUCUUGAAACUUGAUUUUUUUUAAAAAAAGGAUCCUAAUGGUGAUAUCCUCCUUUUAAAGACUGGUUUCACUGUACCAACUCUUAUGAAAAUAAUCCACUAAAGUGUAAUUUUAAAAAAUAGUAAAGAUCAAAAUUAUGGAAAAGUUAUAUAUGCUAUCCUUUUGCAAGCUGGUCAGUUCAAAUUUCAGCAUUUGAUGGAUAAAAUCCUUUACAACCCGAGACUGACUGAGCUUGAGUGUCAGAGCUUGGAGUGAGCAGAGGUAAGUUUGUGAUUUACAAAAUGGAAAAUAAACCUAGUACAGCCAAGAUAACUAACAAUGAGUUAAAGGCUGCAUUUGCGUAGGAUAUGCUGCAAAUUUUUCUAUUUUAGUGGUGGAAAAUAGUUAUUUUCAUGAACUCCAUGCUACUUAUUUUAUAUUCUAUGACCCCUAUGUCCCUUGUCAGUGGCUGCCAAGUACAUUUAAAAACAAUUGCCAUAGGACCUUUUAAUAAAUGCUAGCCUUUAUGAAUGAAUGCUCUUUAUCAAAUUAUAAUUUAUCUUUUAUAAUAUUUUCACAGAUAAAAUUGUGCUGAAUUUUUCUAUCAUUGUUAUAUUUUUCUCUGCACUGGAUUUAACGUGAAAGAUGUUUCAAUGUCUACAUUUUAAAGGAUAAUCAAAUUGAGUCUUUUAGGCUUACGUAAAAGAUGUUGAUAUUAAAAAAGUGCAUUUAUAAAUUUAUGGUUCAAACUAUGUCCACUACAUGAUUGUAUUUAUUUGAAAUCUUAAUAGGCUAAAAUUUCCAUUUCAAAUAUGGAUUCACUUCAGGUCUUUCUUUGAGUAUUCUGUCUCAUUAACAAUUUCAGUUCAACAGCAGUUGCAAAAUUUCACAUAGAAUGGAUGUAAAAUAAAUUUAAUAGCCACUGGCUUUUUGAUUUAUCAAAUAUGUAUAUUUCACGAUUUUUUUCAUAAUUUAUUACCAUGUUAAAUCGCAGAAAUAAGAGACUGAACUCACCAAGGAUGAAUACAAACAGAAAAUGCUGGAAAUACUCAGAUCAGGCAGCAGCUGUGGACAAAGAAACAGAAUUAACAUUUAAGAUCAAUGACCUUCCAUCAAAACUGGAAAAAGUUAAAGAUUUAACACCCUGACUCACUCCUCAAUCACACGCAACAGCCCUUUCCCCUUCCCAAUGGCACCUUUCCAUGCAAGUGCAGGAGAUGCAAUAUCUGCACUUUUACAUCCUCCCUUCCAAGUGUUCAAAUAUUCUGUCCAGGUAAGACAGCAAAUUACUUGUACUUUCAAUUUACUAUACUGCAUUCAUUGCGCACCAUGCCAUCUCCUUGGCAUGAGCAAGAACAAACCCAGACUGGGUGAUGACUUAGCAGAACACUUCUGUUCAGUCCAUAAGCGUGACCCUGAGCUUCCAGUCACCUGGCAUUUUAAUUCUCUGCCCCUGGCCUCCUACACUGUUCCAAUAAGGCUUAACAAAGUUUGAGGAAUAGCACCUCAUUUUUCAGUUAAACACUUCACAGCCUUCUGGACUUAGUACUUAGAAAUUCAACAAUUUCAUAAUAUAACCCCAACACCCAUUUUUUUGGAUGACCGUUGUUAGCAAAUACUCUGCUAUUUCCCAUUUACACCUCUAGACCUAUAUUUUUUCUUACUUGUUCUAUUACCAUUUUCUUUUGUCUCGCAUCAUCAUCCCUUUUGUAAUUUAAUCUCUGCAGCCUUCUACUGUAUCAGAGACCUUACCUCUUCUCCCCACACCUCCACAUUGCCUCUGUAUUUGCUUAAAACCUGUUAGAUCUUUAACAUUUUCCAGUUCUAAUGAAAGGUCAUUGACCUGAAACUUAAAUUAUGUUGCUCUCUGUACACAUACUACCUGAUUCACUUGAGUGUUUACAGGAUUUCCUGUUUUUAUUUCAGAUUUCCAGCAUUUGCAGUAUUUUGCUUUUAUAAGAAUGAAUUGCCUGAGCGUACUUUUGAAUUUCUUUUAUUUCACAGAUAUGCUUCUAUGAAAUUUAAAUUUAUGGAAUAAAAUAAUUUCUUGAUU
Carcharodon carcharias (great white shark) is the source of this 4080-nucleotide messenger RNA. RefSeq names its product zinc finger, matrin-type 3 (gene zmat3). Bases 59 to 1168 code for a protein of 369 amino acids. Gene Ontology annotation, molecular function: zinc ion binding; nucleic acid binding. The record is from RefSeq and is a predicted model, not a curated record. Lineage: Eukaryota; Metazoa; Chordata; Chondrichthyes; Lamniformes; Lamnidae. The transcript is spliced from 6 exons.